Diatraea saccharalis (sugarcane borer) is the source of this 2241-nucleotide messenger RNA. The record is from the annotation of a GenBank genome assembly. Lineage: Eukaryota; Metazoa; Arthropoda; Insecta; Lepidoptera; Crambidae.
AUAAGUUAGUUUUGUUGCUCUUAGUUGUUAGUUGAACUUAGAGCAACAAAACUACAUCAAUAGGGUUUAUGAUCAAUAAAUUAAUAGUGUUUAUUAAUCAGUAACAAAGAUCAUAGAAAACAAUGAUUAUAAUAAAAAUCCAUUUAUUAUCUAUAUACUUACCCGAUAUGUAUCAAAUAUACUAGGUACUCGUACAAGAUAACUUUUUUAAAUGUUUUUUUAAACAAAGAGGUAGUUAUUAAAUCUUAUAUUCAUAAUUAAAUUAUCUUAAUAAAAAUUCAACAAGAAACCUUCCUUUUUCGUAUUUGUAUUGAUGUAUAAGUUUCGAACUUUGCAAAUUUCAGUUUUUUAAUAUAUUAAUUAAAAGGAACGAAAAUAACCAUCUUUGGUCCAUUCGUUUCCUGCAAAAAUCAACUUUUUGUAGAGUCACCAUCUUACUGUUUAGUGAUCUAUUUUUUUCUUAAAAUACUUCCUUGUUGUAAUUUAUGCAUAUACCUAACAGAAUCAGGAUUUAUUUCGCGGUUGAUUGUACUAAAAUGAAAGUGAGAUAUUUUUCUUUUAUUUUGUAAAUAAAAAAAUAUUUAUGCUAUUGUAGGAACCAUUUAUCUGCAAUUCUAGGUUUCUUUACAGUCAUUUCACAUAAAUAAAACCACCAUGCGCCACAGUGAAAAAAUAAAGCUAUCUCUUUGUUUUUUAUUUAGUUGUCAUCAUGUCGAUGUUUAUGUCAACCAUUUGCAGCCUAGUGCUCUUUGCGGUUACAUGCGAAACUGCUCAUGACUUUCCACCAGGGUUCGAAUUUGGAGUCGGUUCUGCAGCAUACCAAAUUGAAGGAGGCUGGAAUGCUAGCGAUAAAGGAGAAAGCAUCUGGGACAGAUUUACCCACACGUAUCCGCACUUAAUUUUAAACAAAGACAAUGGUGAUGUGGCAUGUGACUCUUACCAUAAGUGGCAGACUGACGUCGAUAUGGUCGCAGAUAUUGGCGCAAACUUCUAUCGAUUUUCAAUAUCAUGGCCAAGACUCUUGCCUACCGGUUUUUCGAACUAUAUAAGUGACGAUGGGAAGAACUAUUAUAAUUCUCUAAUUAAUCGAUUACUUGAGAAAGGUAUUAAACCUAUGAUAACUAUCUAUCAUUGGGACUUGCCACAAUCAUUACAAGAUCUAGGUAAGAUUCACGAACUAAAUAACAUAAAGACUGUUUCAAAGUAUCUACGAGUAGUAGUUUAAGGUCCUGCACUCAAUCGAUGGACAGGGAGGGAGGAGGGCGGCAAGUGGGAACACUUUUCCCAGCGCCAAAAUUAUCAUUAUAAAAGAAGAAUGAACUUUAUAAAUCUCUUAAUAUAGCAUAGGUUAAAAUGGAGCGAAAAUGCUUCAAAAUGCCUAAAUGAUAUAAAAGAAGAAUAUGCAAAAAAAAAUCCAUUAUCACGGAGCUUGGAGGAGAGUAGAGGGAGGUCGCCCUACGAAGUUUCACCCCCCGUUAAAAAAAUCGUAGAUCCGUGGCUGUCGGUGAAGCAUUUAAUAUCAUAACAUUAUUAUUAAUCUUUUGAUCAAAUAUCUAGGUGGUUGGUUGAAUCCUCUUAUAAUAGACUGGUUCGCCGAAUACUCCAGGGUUGUCUUCUCACUAUAUUCGGAUCGUGUAAAAAGCUGGAUCACUAUAAAUGAACCUAUUAUUAUAUGCGACUUAAGCCAUGGUAAUUUAAGUCUUGCUCCGAAUAUAGGAGAAAAUGAAAUUGCGUCAUACCUCUGUACAAAGAAUGUGGUUCUGGCGCAUGCGAAGGCGUAUAGAAUUUAUGAAAAUGAAUUCAAAAGGAAGCACCAUGGUACGGUUAUCUUUAUAAUAUUGUUUUAGAUAAGACUUACUGCUAAUAAUGUUAUGUAUUGAAUAAAUUAUAUUCAUUGAUGAAUUACGAGCGAUAAAUUAUAUUCUUUAUAUUUUUUGUUGGUACAGGGAAGGUGUCAUUAGCAAAUAAUGUGAUAUGGUUUGAACCAGUAUCAUCUGAUGAUGAAGAAAUAGCAGAGCUCGCACGCCAACUUUAUGUAGGUCUAGUUUUUUAUUAUAUAAUUAAUAGAGAUAUUUAUGACUCUGUAACAUCUUUAGAAAUUUUAAAAAUUCGAUCCGAUGGUGCAAAUUGAUCUUUCACAAGAAUCCUCGAAUGCCACCAAAAAUUUAUAUAAACAAUGAGGAAGUAUUUAAAAAAAAGAAACCACUAAAAAGCACCUCCACUAGAUAGCGACUCUAGCAA